Exaiptasia diaphana is the source of this 1863-nucleotide messenger RNA. RefSeq lists its product as uncharacterized. The annotation marks the transcript as partial. The transcript has 10 exons. Lineage: Eukaryota; Metazoa; Cnidaria; Anthozoa; Actiniaria; Aiptasiidae. The record is from RefSeq and is a predicted model, not a curated record.
AUGGCGGAGGGAGGUGAAAGUAACCAGCGAUCUUGGUCGCUCAAUCGAGUCACUGGGCCAUCGCUGGACAACAACAAAAAUUGGUAUAUCCUUAGCAAAGAACUUUGUGGAUAUAUACCCAAUUCAUUUGCCAGAAAUGAAGUGUUCACGACUCACUUUCCAAAUGAAAUUGUAAGUGUUGAUCCCCGCGAUCUACGGUGUGCUUCAGUUGGCUGCAAGAUCAAUAGACAGCCGAAGAAGGUGUACGUGGUUUCCUCAUUCGGUCUUGUCUGUGGACUUCUGAGGCAAAAAGAAUUUGCUCAAGAUGGCUUUGUGUUGUCAGCAGAGUUUGCAGACGUAGUUUCAAUCAUAAAUUCCGUGAAGUUUAAUGAAAUUGGCGCCAAAAGCGAGAUCGACGAUUUUGGCGCGCAGUUUCCGAAUGACUCCCAAGAUCUAGAAAAAGAACUCGAACACAGCCGAGGUGUCAUUUCAAGUCUAGAGAACGAUUUGAAACAACUUGAAACCAAGUUAGAACGAAUAAAUUGUCAAAUUUCGUGUGACUCAAGCCCAAACAGCCCGGACAGUGGCAUUGGAUUAAGCAUUGAUGAUAUUAAGAUUAGUCCAAUUGGACCAAUUGGUUACACUCCUGUUAUCCUUACAAAAAAUAGUAUAAAGGCAAUAAGAAGAUUGAUAUUUACCAUUAUAAGAAAGUCAAUGAAUAUAAGGUCAAUGGAAACAGAUUUCUUGGCCUGCUGUGUCGACCUUAAGUCUGUUAUAGUCUGGGCUGUCAGGGAUCAGUGCCUGUUGUCUGAGGUACCGCAAGUACUAGAAUUCAAUAUUAAACUUGAUGGAAGACCUUUAGGAGGUAAAAACCAAACAGCUAUAGGCAUUGCACCUAUCAACUUUGACACGAAAAGUACUCAGAGCAGUUUGUCUGUUUAUCCAAUUGCCAUCGGGAACUGUAAAGAUGAAAGGUGUCAUCUAAAACAGUUAAUUGCAAAACUGAAUGCUGAAAAGAGGGUACUAAAGAAGCAUGGACUGACUAUUGAUGGAAGACACUACAAUUUUAAGUUUACAGUGACUGUUGAUUACAAAGCCCUUUUACAGCUUCUGCCGAAGAAAGAUGAUGAUGACUUUGUUCUUGGUGGGAAAGGAUACAAUGUCGAGUUUUGUGCAUUUUGUGAUGCUGUAAGGGCAUGUACUGAUCAUGGUGCUGAUAAGGAUGAAACAUGUCUCCAGUGUCUUGCAGCAAAAGCAAACAUAGGAAGAAAAGUUGGUAUAAGAGAUGAUUUAAUGCUUCUUCUUGAGGAAGACCUUAGUCAUAUCAACCUCUGCUCUCUUCACUGUGAAAUGAGAAACUUAGAACAAAUUCUUGGGUCUGUUGGACUAUUUGCGGAACGGGUCGGAUGCCUUGACAAUCUCAAUGAGAUGAUUGCAGAUUAUGGGCCAGAGGUGAAGAGGAAUUCAAAACGGAUAACCAUAAAUGAAAGACCUGGCCAGCAAACUGCUAUUGAGAKGCAAAAUGUAAAAGUUGCAUCAUUCUCAGGAUCCACUGAAAGAGCAAUUCUAAAGAAUAUUGAGACAAUUGUUAGACAGGGGCUACCACAUGAAAAGGUUGUAACAUACUAUGGUCAAUGCCCAGAAGCUGCAAAAAAUGUUGUUUUAAAUUAUGUCACUUUYAUGGAAGAGCGGUUAAUGUAUGCUAGUGAUGUACUAAAGAGAGGCACUAUCAUUCGAGAUUUUGGAACACAUCAAGAAGUUGUGGAAAUUGACAAAUGUGGUGAAGUUCAUAAAUUCUUAGUUGAUCUUGAAAAAAACUGGCGUUUAAUGCAAAGAAAGGUGGAAGAGGAAUUCCUAUUGAUAGAGAAUGCAGGGGAAAAAAAC